This is a messenger RNA of Lontra canadensis (Northern American river otter), 1833 nucleotides long. RefSeq names its product ArfGAP with dual PH domains 2 (gene ADAP2). Lineage: Eukaryota; Metazoa; Chordata; Mammalia; Carnivora; Mustelidae. The record is from RefSeq and is a predicted model, not a curated record. Gene Ontology annotation, cellular component: intracellular membrane-bounded organelle; plasma membrane. Bases 110 to 1648 code for a protein of 512 amino acids. The transcript is spliced from 10 exons. Gene Ontology annotation, molecular function: phosphatidylinositol bisphosphate binding; GTPase activator activity. Gene Ontology annotation, biological process: positive regulation of GTPase activity.
GCGGUGGAGCGGCGUCACUCUUCACCUGCCGGCGCGAGCUCAGCGCCCUGGGCGGUAGGCGGGCUAGGGGGCUGCAGGGCUGAGCCCCGCUGAGCCCGCCGGGCCAGCCAUGGGCGACCGCGAGCGCAACAAGAAGCGGCUGCUGGAGCUGCUGCAGGCGGCGGGCACCGGCAACGCGCACUGCGCCGACUGCGGGGCGGCGGAUCCCGACUGGGCCUCCUACAAGCUGGGCAUUUUCAUCUGCCUGAACUGCUCUGGUGUCCACCGCAACUUCCCAGACAUCAGCAAAAUUAAAUCCGUGAGACUUGACUUCUGGGAUGACAGUACUGUGGAGUUUAUGACCCACAACGGGAACCUCCGUGGGAAGGCCAAGUACGAAGCCAGAGUCCCUGCUUUCUACUAUGUCCCCCAGGCCAACGACUGCCUGGUGUUAAAGGAACAGUGGAUUCGAGCUAAGUAUGAAAGACAGGAAUUUAUGGCCGAUGGGAAAACCACCUCACCUCCAGGAAACCGGGAAGGGUUCCUGUGGAAGCGGGGAAGGGACAAUGCACAGUUCCUGAGAAGGAAGUUUGUCCUCCUGGCAAAAGAAGGCCUCCUGAAGUACUACACUAAAGAGGAGGGUAAAGGCCCCAAAGCUGUCAUCAGCAUCAAGGACUUGAAUGCCACCUUUGAGACAGAGAAGAUAGGGAACCCCCAUGGACUGCAGAUCACCUACAGGAGAGAGGGCCACGUCAGGAACCUCUUUGUGUACCAUGAGAGUGGGAAGGAGAUAGUGGACUGGUUCAAUGCCCUGCGUGCAGCCCGUCUGCAGUACCUAAAAACGGCCUUUCCUGAGCUCCCUGAGUCUGAGCUCGUGCCCCUCAUCACAAGGAAGUACCUCAAACAAGGCUUCAUGGAAAAGACGGGUCCAAAGCAGAGAGAACCUUUCAAGAAAAGGUGGUUUGUCUUGGAUCCCCAGGAGCGGAGACUGCUCUAUUACAAGAACCCACUGGAUGCCUUUGAACAGGGCCAGGUUUUUCUUGGGAGCAACGAGCAGGGGUAUGGAGUAUAUGAAGACCUGCCCAAGGGCAUCCGAGGGAACCACUGGAAAGCCGGCCUCACCAUUGUCACCCCUGAGCGGAGGUUCCUCUUCACCUGCCCCAGCGAGAAGGAGCAGAGGGAAUGGCUGGAGAGUUUUCAGGAUGUCCUCUCCCGCCCCUUGACGCCCCUCAACCUUCUCAGUAAGAUAUGCAGCCUGGGCUUUGUUCUUUCGGCCAAGGGCAGAGGGCAGAUCGGAGCCUCACAGGGUUCAGCUGUGAGCCCUGAAACUGAGCUCCGGGCUCCUGACUGUGCUUCUAACAUUUUCUUCUCUUCCUGCCAAAGAAGAGUACAGAUGGUGCACGUUGUUGUCAGGAAGCCCUCUCUGUCCAUGCACAGCUCUUCUGUGGGGAGCUCCGCCCUGUUAGCUACCCGCGGCCCACCAGUCCCUCUCCAUGUGAGAAACCGUGGUCUGUUAUUAUUAGCUAUGGUCACACCCACUGGGCAACUCCUGGGGUCUUGGGUUCCUCUCCCCUCACAGAGGAAAAGCUACAUUGGGUGCCCUUCUUUUCUCUGCAUCCUCCCUUCUGUCGCUGCUCUCCUGCUACUCCCCUUCCCCCCAGAUGUGUGACAAGUAGGCUUCUGUCUGCUGACAGCCAUGCGAAAAAUGAGAAGAUGUUCUGAGCAGGAGCAGGAAACUCCUGGCCCCGGGGCCUGGUUUGCAGGCACCAGGAACAAGUUCUGUGUUUGAAAAAGGACAGACGGAGGAGGAGACCCCACAGCGCCCCCUUACGAGAAACCCUUGGGUCCUUUGAG